AUGGCUGAUGUCAGGAACCUCGCCGCUGAGGAUGGCAGCUGGGACCCUCCUCCGCCUUACGAGUCUAGCUUGCCCACAGAUAGCGGCCCGACGAGGAGCAACUCAGAGACUCCUUCGGUAGGAUUUCCAUUUCCUGCGCCCCCAUAUCGAGAAUUAUCAUCAACGAACGAUGGCCGCGUAGAUGUUCGUAUUGGGUCACGGUUUAGCCAGAAUCUAGAAUGGCUGAUGGGGAAUCAUGCCGCCGAGGCGACCCCGACGGGAGAAGAGGCUGGCCCAUCCGUACCGCCUGCCUGGGAUCUUCACCUCAACAUCGUGAUCCAAGUAGUAGGCAGCCGAGGUGAUGUCCAGCCCUUUGUCGCGCUGGGUCAGGCAUUGCAAAGGUGCGGCCACCGCGUACGGCUAGCCACGCAUGCCAAGUUUGAGCAGUUCGUCAAGACUGCUGACCUCGAGUUCUACCCCAUUGGUGGCGAUCCUGUCGAGCUUAUGUCCUACAUGGUUCGCAAUCCCGGGCUGAUCCCAAGUAUCAAGAGUCUGCGGGCGGGCGACAUCCAGCGGAAGCGUGCCUUGAUGGCGGAGAUUCUGGACGGCUGCUGGCGGUCGUGUCUAGAGCCGGAUCCGCAUGACGAGGCUCCAUUCGUGGCGGAUGCCAUCAUUGCAAACCCACCGAGUUUCGCCCAUAUCCACUGUGCGCAGGCACUUGGGGUCCCCGUCCAUCUCAUGUUUACGAUGCCCUGGACGAGUACCAGGGCCUUUCAUCACCCCCUUGCGAAUUUAAAGUAUUCUGGCAAUGACCCGUCGCUGGGGAACCUAAUCUCCUACCAUUUUGUGGAGUGGUUGACAUGGCAAGGUUUAGGCGAUUUGAUCAAUACCUGGCGCAAGAACGUUCUCGGUCUGGAUCCCGUUCCCACGACGGAGGGCCCAAAUCUUGUAGAAGUGCUCAACGUGCCAUUCACAUACUGCUGGUCACCUGCGCUGAUCCCGAAGCCUAACGACUGGGGUUCUAAUAUAGAUGUCUGCGGGUUCUUCUUUCGUGAACCGCCAGCUUACGACCCCCCAACGGAGCUUGAUGCUUUCUUGCAUGCUGGCCCGCCACCGGUCUAUAUCGGCUUUGGUAGCAUUGUUCUCGAGGACGUGGAAAAGACGUUGUCCAUCUUACUCGAAGCUAUCCAGGAGACCGGGGUACGAGCCAUCAUAUCCUGCGGCUGGAGCAAUUUGGAACGCCGGGAAUUUCCAAACGUUCAUUACAUCGGCGAUUGUCCACACGAGUGGCUUUUCCAACAUGUGGCUGCUGUUGUUCAUCAUGGCGGGGCCGGCACAACCGCUUGUGGCCUGCGAAAUGGAAAACCGACCGCUAUAAUUCCCUUUUUCGGAGAUCAACCUUUCUGGGGCAAUAUGAUCGCGGCUGCGGGUGCCGGCCCGGAGCCUAUUCCCUACAAGGCACUCACCGCACAGAAUUUGGCGGACGCCAUCACCUAUUGCCUCACUCCACAGGCUACUGCCGUGGCGAAAACCAUCGCCGACAGAAUGCGCCAGGAGUGUGGCGUUCGUGCAGCAGUGGACUCGUUUCAUGCACAUCUCCCGAGACACAAGAUGCCGUGCGAUAUCAUACCCAGCGAACCAGCCGUCUGGCAUUUCAAGAAAGGAAAGCGAGCCGUCAAAUUGUCAAAGGUUUCCGCAUGGAUUCUGAAACACCAGGGGCGUCUCCAGGAGAAGCAUCUUAAACUGUAUAAAACAAAGCCAUUCAUAAUUGAUAUUCGUCGAUGGGAUCCACUCACGGCCGUUUCCUCGGCCUCGUUAUCUACCCUUACUGGCAUGGCUGACGCCACAGCCGGCAUCUUCAUCGAUCCAUACAAGGAAUACAAACGUCUCCGAUAUAGCCGCAGUCGAGACGUCUCCAAGGCGCCUUCCACGACAGAACUAGCAACACUAGAAAUAUCACAACCCCUUUCAGACCCUAAGCCUAAUUCUGAUGACCCGGACUACGCCCGGCAGAUGGCCCUCGCCUCGGCCACUAGUCUGGGUAUCUUUCUCGGCCGCUCCUCACGCGGCGCUCUUGUAGACCUGCCUCUCGCCGCCGUCGAAGGCAUGCGAGCCGUGCCCCGACUGUACGGCGAGGAGGUACGAGUGCAUGACCCGGUGAAGGACUGGAGAAGUGGCGCGGUUGUGGCCUGGUCUACGUUUACACACGGUGUGUACGAGGGUGUUACUGAUAUUUUUGUGCAUACGUACCGGGGUAAGAAGGAGCAGGGUGCUCUCGGAGUGGCCAAAGGGUUGGCCAAGGGAGUAGUUAGUAUGACGGUCAAAACUGGGGCGGCAACAGUGGGGCUCAUUGCUUAUCCGAACCAGGGCAUUUAUCGGUCUCUGAUGAGUACUAUGCGGAAGAAGCCUGCGAAGCGGGUUGAGGAGGCGAAGUGGGCUGAAGCGGAGUGGAUUAGUAAGAAGGACGAGAGCAUGCGGAUUGAUGUAGAGGAAUUGUGUUCGCUGUAUGAUGAGUUGCUGUCUACUAGGGAGGCAGCUGGCCGAAGAAGGUCGUCGUAG
Aspergillus alliaceus is the source of this 2538-nucleotide messenger RNA. RefSeq names its product glycosyltransferase. The record is from RefSeq and is a predicted model, not a curated record. The transcript has 5 exons. Gene Ontology annotation, biological process: carbohydrate metabolic process. Bases 1 to 2538 code for a protein of 845 amino acids. NCBI's taxonomy places the organism in Eukaryota, Fungi, Ascomycota, Eurotiomycetes, Eurotiales, Aspergillaceae. Gene Ontology annotation, molecular function: UDP-glycosyltransferase activity; hexosyltransferase activity.